Messenger RNA from Colletotrichum orchidophilum, 126 nucleotides. RefSeq lists its product as uncharacterized. NCBI's taxonomy places the organism in Eukaryota, Fungi, Ascomycota, Sordariomycetes, Glomerellales, Glomerellaceae. The record is from RefSeq and is a predicted model, not a curated record. The coding region runs from base 1 to 126 and encodes 41 amino acids. The transcript has a single exon.
AUGAAGGAGAACCUUGUCCAUUCGCACCUCGUCUUCACAACGUUGUGCUGCUCCGAAAGCUACCGCGCCGUCGCCUCGGCGCUUCCCUGUCGGCGAAAUAAUCCCUUCCCCAAGCCACACUACUGA